This is a messenger RNA of Dentiscutata heterogama, 606 nucleotides long. NCBI's taxonomy places the organism in Eukaryota, Fungi, Glomeromycota, Glomeromycetes, Diversisporales, Gigasporaceae. The record is from the annotation of a GenBank genome assembly.
AUGGACGAAGACGCAAUUAACGGUGAUGAUAAUUUAGAUGGUAAUAAAGAACAGUUAGAAUCAUCCUACAUAAAAACGCAAUUAAGCGAAUAUAUGAUCAGGUUGGAACAAGAUCUUCCUGUUUCUAUUGAAAGCCUUAGCAAGCCAACAUCAGAUGAUGCAAACGCCUGGUUGUUAUAUAUUGAAAAUAUAAGAGAAAAGUAUGAAGAAAUAAGACGAGAAUUCGAAUGGAAACUUGUUGAAGGUUUAAUUGAGCAUACUUAUAUGAUUUUGCAAGAAGCUGGACGAAAGCCUUUCAAAUUUAAAAGUGAACAACUAAAAAAAAAAUGGGUCAAAGAAAAGAUUGUUUUAUCGAUUCCGAAGUAUCUUUCUAAAUCCUCGAAAACACGUUACAACCAGGCGUAUGAUCAUAUUUAUGAUGUGAUUGUAACUUUCGAAAAUAAUAAAAUACCUAAGGACAUCUGGUUACCUAUUUUGAAUAAGAUAGGAAUCAUGAUACGUUUUUUUUGUGAAACAAAUUACAAGAGGAAAAACACAUAUAAACUACUUUAUGAAAAUUUUAUUAAUCUUUUAAUUGCAAAAUGUAAGGAAAAGAUUGAUGCAUAA